Molecule: messenger RNA, 1196 nt
Organism: Talpa occidentalis (Iberian mole)
Lineage: Eukaryota; Metazoa; Chordata; Mammalia; Eulipotyphla; Talpidae
Product: melanoma-associated antigen B10-like
Exons: 3
Coding region: 138-1076 (312 amino acids)
Biological process (GO): negative regulation of transcription by RNA polymerase II
Cellular component (GO): nucleus
Source: RefSeq, a predicted model, not a curated record
AACUUCCGGCUAUGACUUAUGACACUAGCAGGCAAAGGUUCUCGGUGGUGUGAGGCAAACCGAGGAGAGUUCUGAGGAAGAGUUUCAGAUCACUGAUUCACCUUGCUGUUUAUCUGUUGUACCAGACCAGAGUCUCCAUGCCUCGGGGACAGAAGAGUAAGCUCCGUGCCCGGGAGAAACGCCGCCAGGCUCAGGAAGAGCAGGGGGAUCUGAGUCCUCAGGAAGGCACAUCCAUGGGCACUACUGCUGCAGCUGCUUCAGAGGAGACAUCUGAUGUGGGCACUAGCUUCCAAGAAGGUGGUUCAAGAUCCUCACAGAACCCACCAGUUACCGAGCCCUUCCGCAGAGGCCCUAUAGAUGAGAAGGUGGUUAUGAUGGUGCAUUACAUGCUGUACAAGUAUGAGAUGAAAGAGCCCAUUAGCAAGGGGGAUAUGCUGAGAAAUGUAAUCCAGAUGUACAAGAAUCACUUCCAUGAGAUUCUCAGGAGAGCUUCUGAGUAUCUAGAGCUGAUCUUUGGGCUUGAUCUCAAGGAAGUGGAUCCCAACAGGCACAUCUAUGUCCUUGUCAACAAAUUAGAAACAACCUAUGAUGGGAUGCCUGGUGGUGAAGGAAGUAUACCCAAGACAGGUCUGCUGAUGACUGUCCUGGGUGUCAUCUUCACCAAGGGCAACUGUGCCUCUGAGGCAGAGGUCUGGGAAGUCCUCAAUAUGAUGGGGAUAUAUGAUGGGAGGAGACACUUCAUUUAUGGGGAGCCCAGAAAGCUCAUCACCCAAGAUUUGGUGCAGGAAAAUUACCUAGAGUACCGCCAGGUGGCUGGCAGUGAUCCACCAUGUUAUGAGUUUUUGUGGGGCCCAAGGGCCCACGCUGAAACCAGUAAGAUGAAAGUCCUGGAGUUUUUGGCAAAAAUCCAUGAUACCACUCCUAGUGCUUUCCCAGUCUGGUAUCAAGAAGCUCUGAAAGAUGAGGAAGAGAGAUCCCAAGCCAGAGCUGCAGCCAGGGCUCGUAAUGCUGCCAGAGCGGAUGCUCGUGCCAAGGCCAAGGGCAGCAACUCCUCCCGUCACUUUAAUAAAUUCUGAGGCACAUUCAUCACUAUUGCUAAAAAGUUCAUUUGCUCAUUAGUAGAAGGUCAGGGUGGGGCUGAAUAAACACAGUAUUUACCAUGUUGUGUUCCAUUUAAGUAAAGUGUCCUCUAAGUU